GGAAAUUUGUUUUUGUGUGUGGGUGUGCAAUUGAGGGAUGUUGAAACAGGAGAGAGAGAAAGUGGAGUUUGCCCUUUUAAAAUAAACAACGUAUGUACACAUUCAUGUUGUCCUUGUCUGUUUAAGUUUAAAAGACAGUUUGAGCUGCCUGGGCUGCACGCUGGUUGAGCCGUCAUGGAGAGAGCUGUGGUGCAAGUCACCCUCUUUGGGCUGCUGCUGGUUUUGGCUAGCACACUACCAAACAAGGACGACUGGAACAUCUACAGCUUUCACAUCAACUCUACAGUGACCAGUCGUUAUGCAACCACGAUCAUCACAAGUCGCGUCGCCAAUCGCAUGGACGACUCAAAGGAAAUUCAGUUCGAGGUCCGGAUUCCCAAGAACGCCUUCAUCAGUAAAUUCAGAAUGUUUAUAGAUGGUCAAGUGUACGAUGGUGUUGUGAAAGGUAAAGAGAAAGCUCAGCAGCAGUACACUGAGGCUGUUUCCCGUGGACAAAGCGCUGGGCUUGUCAGUUCUGUAGGGAGGACCCUGGAGGAAUUUAAGACCUCUGUGACUGUGGCUGCCCACAAAAAGGUCACCUUUGAACUUACAUAUGAGGAGCUGUUGAAGCGCAGGCUUGGCAAGUACGAGCUGCAAAUCCACGCUCGACCCAUGCAGCCUGUCAAAGACUUCAAGAUCGAUGUGUACAUUAAUGAGAAAGCUGGCAUCAAUUUCAUCGAGGUUAAAGGAGGACUAAGCACCAAAGCCCUGGCUAAUGCAAUCACCAGAACACACACAGACAAACAGGCAUGGGUGUAUUUCUACCCAACAGAGGACCAACAGAAAACGUGUGAUGCCUGUGGAGUGCAGGGUAUGAAUGGAGAUCUGAUUGUUAGUUAUGAUGUCAACAGGGAUACCUCACUUGGAGACAUCAAGACAUCAGCUGGAUACUUUGUUCAUCACUUUGCUCCAUCUAGUCUUUCCCGCAUACCAAAAAAUGUUGUCUUUGUUAUUGAUCAAAGUGGCUCAAUGAGCGGCAGAAAAAUCGAACAGACCCGAAUAGCAUUAAUCCACAUCUUGAACGACCUGGCAGAGGAGGACCACUUUGGUCUUAUCACCUUUGAUAGCAGCGUUUUUCACUGGAAACGAGAACUUGUUCAGGCCAACAAGAAAAACCUGGAGAGUGCUAAGACAUUUGCACAGAAUAUUAGAGAGAGAGGAGCCACAGACAUUAACGCAGCAGUGUUGGAAGGAUCACGUAUGCUAAAUGCACAUCCCAGAGAAGGUUCAGCGUCUAUCGUCAUACUUCUCACCGAUGGAGACCCAACCUCAGGUUACAAAAAAACACACAUGCACACAAAUGUGAGAAGGGACAGAAGAGUGACGUUUUCUGACACAAAUGCCACAGUGGAAUACACUGGCACAGAUUUUGACAGCCACAUCCAGAGGGUUUGGGCCUACCUCACAGUCAAACAGCUUCUGGAGAAAGAGCUACUGUUAUCUGGAGCUGAGAAGGAGAAAGUGAAGAAGGAGGCCUUGGAGCUGUCGCUGAAGUACAGCUUUGUAACCCCUCUUACAUCCAUGGUGGUCACCAAGCCUCUAGGGGAGAACACAGAUGUGCUCCAUAAACCUAAGGAAGGUGAAACAACACAGGCACUGCCCCCUCUUGUAGGGCAAAUACAGUAUAUAUCAUCAUUUUUCCUUUUAACAAUAAGGCGUCUUUCUCAAGCCGUGGGUAGUGGUCUCUCCGGAGUUCCUCUUUCCCACAGGUUUCUGCUAAAAACUGAGAAUCUGUCUCUUCCUCUCUGCUUUGAUGUCACUGGAGACGUUCGCCUUAAACUACUUCACCAUCCCAACAGAGAGUUGUCUGUGAAUGGUGAGCUUGAUACAGUAACAAAUGGAGGCUUCAGAAGGAUUGUCAUCCACCUUAAGACGGACCUCGAUGUUGAGGUUGUCACCAAUGUUAUCACUGUGCGAGAGGGACAGACAACGACACGCCACACUGGACAGGAUUUCAUCACAGCUGGAAGUUUGACAGUGAUUAGGUGGGACAAGGAAAUAGACGUUGCAGUUGGAGACACACGCAUGGUCAUCUAUAUUCAUGAGAAGGAUGGCGUAGAAUUCCUUUGGCCGGUUUUGAGACAGCGGCCACUGGACAACAACGUUACAGGAAUUUUGGCUCUAAAGCCAGCAGUUUAUGAGGAGGUGCAACAAACUCCCUCAACAAAACUUCAGAUCAAAGACAGGGAGAUUGACGUUGUCAGGGCCAAUGCUGUUGACUACAGUUUUGUGUCUUCCCUGACACUGGACUGCUGGCUCAUGUCUGCAGAGUCUGUCCUGCAGAGACGCCUGGAUGAUUUCAUCGUUACUCAACUUUAACUGGGAAUUAUGUUAAAUCACUUGCAAAGAUUUCGUUUGCAACAAAAACAGGGCAGAUACUGAUUCAUCUUGGAAAAAACAGUUUCACCUGUAACUGACAUAAACUAAUAAAUGAUAUCCCAGUUUUUCCGUUGUCUUG
This is a messenger RNA of Etheostoma cragini (Arkansas darter), 2497 nucleotides long. RefSeq names its product inter-alpha-trypsin inhibitor heavy chain H3-like. The transcript has 17 exons. The record is from RefSeq and is a predicted model, not a curated record. NCBI's taxonomy places the organism in Eukaryota, Metazoa, Chordata, Actinopteri, Perciformes, Percidae. The coding region runs from base 175 to 2358 and encodes 727 amino acids.